CAGUUAUUUCCAGCAACAUGAAUUGGCUAUUAAUAGUUUUAGGUUUAAUUCUUGUUAAUUCCUGCGUAGGAGAAGAACCGAAAUGCGAUGGUCCAGUAAUUGCGUGUUAUUAUGCGAGCUGGUCGUAUUACCGUACUGAAGUCGGUCAUUACAACAUCAGCCACAUCGAUCCGAACCUCUGCACCCAUCUGAUCUACACGUUCUCCGGUCUGAACGUCGAUGGAAAAAUCGACUCUCUAGAUCCGAACUACGACGUAACCAAAGGCGGUUACCAGUACUUCAACAGUUUGAAACAAAUCAAUCCUUGCUUGAAGACGCUGCUAGCAAUCGGAGGAUGGAACGACGGCUCCAGGAAAUAUUCGGUCAUGGCGUCUUCAGAAGACAGCAGAAAAGUGUUUAUCGAGAGCGCUCUCAGAUACAUCGUCACGUAUAAUUUCGACGGUUUGGAUAUCGAUUGGGAAUACCCGGCGAAUCGUGGCGGAAUCGCCGAAGACAAGGAGAACUUUUCGUUGCUGGUGAAAGAGAUGAAGGAGAGAUUCAGCAAAUGGAAUUUACUUCUGACGAUCGCCGCUCCGAUCAGUCAGUACAUUUUGGAGAAGGCCUACGAUAUCGCAGCAAUUAACAAAUACAUCGAUUACGUUUUUCUCAUGGCUUACGAUUACACUCCAACUGAUUCCAAUGUGACUGGAUUAAUUGCACCUUUAGACGAGAUUAAAAAAACUGUUGAAUUCUGGUUGAGCAAGCAAUUCGACAAGAAGAAAUUGGUACUGGGAAUGCCCAGUUACGCGAGGACUUUUGUGCUGGACAACGAAGAUGAUCAUGAUUUAGGCGCUUUGACAGAAGGACCUGGACUUGCUGGUCCUUAUACCAAAGAAGCAGGAUUCUUAAGCUAUUAUGAACUACAAAUUAAUUUGGCUUCGCAACUUUACGAAGAAAAUGUAACGGAUAACGGAGCUUACGGUUACUAUUCGACCGAAUGGAUGAGUUACGAUACUUUGGAUCAUUACAUAGCUAAAACUAAAUACGCGUUGGACAUGAAUCUUGGAGGUGUCAUGCUUUGGUCCAUCGAUACUGAUGAUUUCACCGGGUUUUUUGGACCUAAAAACAUAAUCCUCACCACAUUAUACAACACCACACAGGAUUACGUAAAUCGUCACAUAAACUAAGUAAUUUAAUAUAAUUUUUACUGUUUUAUAUUUAUA
Molecule: messenger RNA, 1202 nt
Organism: Nicrophorus vespilloides
Lineage: Eukaryota; Metazoa; Arthropoda; Insecta; Coleoptera; Silphidae
Product: acidic mammalian chitinase-like
Exons: 8
Coding region: 18-1166 (382 amino acids)
Biological process (GO): carbohydrate metabolic process; chitin catabolic process
Cellular component (GO): extracellular region
Molecular function (GO): chitin binding; chitinase activity
Source: RefSeq, a predicted model, not a curated record